AAACCAAAGGAGGGGCUUGAGUAGUUUCAUCCCAAUACUCCUCCACCCCUGGAUUAGGACCCCUGAACAUGAGUUGCGAGAAGAAUAGUCACAGCAUCAACAUCAUCUGCUCGGAGACGGUACGGUACUCCUUCGUCAGCCACCUCUCCGGCGCUUUACGCCGCCAAGGCAUCUCUGUGUUUGUGUUUGCGGGUACAGAUGAGCUGGAAUCUUAUUCCUUCCCCGAUGAUCAGAAUCAGGAAGCUAGGGUUUCGGUGGUGGUUUUCUCCGAGAGCUACGCGUCUUCUGGUCGUUGGUUUGCUAAGCAGCUCGAGCUUCAUAAGAAGAAUGGCUACGUAAUUGUUCCAGUGUUCUACGGCGUUGACCCAUCGGUUGUGAACCGAGAUCUCGAAUUUCUGGGAACAAUGAAGAGAGACGGAAACUUAACACGCCAUCCAUCAAGCGACUCGGAGCUUGUGGAAGAGACCGUGAGGAAUGUUUUUGCGAAGCUCUCUCCUACAGAACGAAUUGGAAUAUACUCGAGGCUACUGGAGAUUGAAAACCUGCUUUGCGAGCAACCUUGGGACAUCCGAAGCUUAGGAAUCUGGGGCAUGCCUGGCAUAGGGAAGACGACACUUGCUAAAGCACUAUUUGAGCAGAUUCACUGUGACUACGACGCUUCUUGCUUUAUCGAGAACUUUGAUGAAGCUCUUUAUAAGGCGGGACCUCAACGUUUACUGGAAGAGCAAAUUUUCAAGGUUGUGAUGGAAAAGUUUGGAGUGAGCAGUUCUUACAUUACAAGACUGAGCCUCCUUAAGGACAAGCUUUGCGAUACAAGGAUUCUUCUUGUUCUUGAUGAUGUGCGUAAUCCUCUAGUUGCAGAGUCUUUCCUUGCAAGGCUUGAUUGGUUUGGUCCCGGAAGUCUGAUCAUCGUAACCUCCAGAUAUAAACAAGUGUUUGCCCAUUGUCAGGUAAAUGACAUAUAUAGGGUUCAGGGUUUAAACGAGCAGGAGGCUCUGCAGCUAUUCUCCCAAACUGUCUUUGAAAAAGAUGUGCCAGAGCAGAAUGACCGGGAACUAUCAUUGAAGGUGAUUGACUACGCUAAUGGAAACCCAUUGGCUCUCAGUAUAUAUGGCCAAGAGCUGAAGGGGAAGAAGUCAGAAAUGGAGGCUACAUUCCUCGAGCUCAAGCAAUGCCCUCCACAAAAGAUUCAGGAUGGGCUAAGGAGUGUUUAUAGUGCGCUUAGUGACAACGAGAAGCACAUCUUCUUGUACAUUGCUUGUUUCUUCAAAGGAGAGAAUGUCGACUAUGUGGCGCAGCUGCUUAAAGGGUGUGGUUACUUUCCUCGUGCUGGAAUAGAUAUUCUUGUGGAGAAGUGUCUGGUGAAUAUUUCAGAAAACACAUUGCAGAUGAAUGACCUGAUCCAAGACAUAUUCAGAGAAAUCAUUGUUGUAGAUAGAAUACAAAUGAAGAAGUGCGCCACUAUGUGGCAACCUUCCAGCAUUAGAUAUCUACUAGAAGAUGAUGAACUCAAAGGAGAUGACCAACUGAAAGAAACUCCUAAAUGUGUUAUGGUCGCUGAAGACAUCAAAGGCAUAUGUUUGGACGCAUCAAACAUGAUAUUUGAUGUCAAACCUGAUGCCUUCAAGACUAUGGUCAGUCUAAGGUUCCUGAAGAUAUACAAUUCCCAGUCUGAAAACAUUCAUGGACACAAAUUUCCCAAGGGGCUCAGUUCUCUGCCUAGUAAUCUAAGGCUCCUUCACUGGGAGGAAUAUCCCUUCAAAUCCUUGCCUCAAGCUUUUGACCCACGGGAACUUGUCGAACUCAGUAUGUCUUACAGUCAGAUUAAGAAACUCAGGGCAAGAACCAAGAACCUCAAGAUGUUGAAAAGGAUCAGGCUUUGUCAUUCCCAGCAGCUAGUUGAAUUUGAUAUACUUUUAGAUGCUAUAAAUAUCGAGCUAAUUGAUCUCCAAGGUUGCACAAGAUUGCAAAGUUUCCCAGACACCAGUGAAUUACAACAUCUCAAAGUUGUAAAUCUCUCAGGUUGCACAGAAAUCAAAAGUUUCCAAGGGGCUCCACCAAAUAUUGAGGAACUACAUCUCCAAGGAACCAGUAUAAGAGAAAUGCCAAUUUCCAUGGUGACCCACUACCCCCAGAAAGUUAAGCUGAACCGCCAAAAGUUUUUAAAUCUUUUAGAAAACUUCCAGGAUGUUGAGCAUAUGGACUUGGAGAGUGUAACAGAGCUGGUUAAAGUAAGCUCAUAUAAUCAAGGUUUUGGCAAGCUUGUACACUUGAACAUGAAAGAUUGUUGUCAUUUGCAAAGUCUUCCUGACAUGGUCAGUCUAGAAUCUCUCCAACUUCUUCUUGUGUCUGGCUGCUCAGAGCUUGAGGAAAUUAAGGGUUUCCCUAGAAACAUGAAAAAGCUAUAUCUUGGUGGAACCGCCCUACGAGAAGUGCCACAGCUUCCCCAAAGUCUAGAAUUCUUGAAUGCUCAUAAUUGCUUGUAUCUGAAGUCGAUUCGUUUGGACUUCGAGAAGUUUCCUAGGCACUACAUCUUCAGUAAUUGUUUUAACUUUCCUCCACAAGCUAUCACUGAGUUCCUAGAGAAAGAUCUUACAAUAGUAUCAAACAUAGCCGGAGCAAAAAAACAGCAUUUGUUUGAACAGGAACACAUCAAAGCAUCUGAAGUCACCAUUUGUAUUCCUUUAGAUGCAUGUCAAACAUCUCACUUUCUCUUGCAAGCAGGCCCAAUUGUAACGAUAGAUUUAGCUCCUUGGACGGGGAAGCCUAUCUCUGGCUUUACUAUGACUGUUGUAGUAUCAUUUCAGGAUGAUUACCACAAUACUGUAGGUCUUGGGAUUAGGUGCAUAUGCACAUGGAAGGCCAAGAGUGGCUACUCGAAAAUUACAGAGAGGAUAUUUCAGUGUUGGACUCCAACGGAAGCUCCAAAUGUUGAUUUGGAUCACAUAUUUAUCUUCUAUGAUACCGAAAUGCAUCCUAGUGGUGAAAAACACCCCAAUUUGUGGGAUGAAGAAGUUAAAUUUGAAUUCCACACAGUGAGUUGGGAAAAAAAGCUUUUAGGUGCUAACUGCAAGGUCGCCUUUUGUGGCGGCAGGAUAAUUACAGCUCCAAUACCUACUGAAAUCACAACAGAAAGUGACGAUGAUUCAUGGGUUCUUGUAGAGGGUCCUCCAGCAUCUUCUACAAUAGUGCUAGAGGCAAAGAGCCCAACUCCACUUUCAUCCAACGAGCCACCAGCAACUACAAGUCCAUCUCCAUUGUUUUCGCUUGAGCAUGAUGUUGGCUGGGGCCAUAAGUUUAGACUGAGAGAUCUUGAAAUGGCAACUAAUGGAUUCUCAAACGAAAAUUUUAUUGGUGAAGGCGAUUACGGGGUUGUUUACAGAGGAGAGUUUUUAGACAGUACUCCUAUUGCAGUUAAAAAGAUUAUAAAAAAGUUGGACCAAAGAGGAGAGGAAGAAUUUAUCUGUAAAGUUAAUGCAGUCGGUCGUAUGUGUCACAAGAACAUAGUCCGUCUUCUUGGAUAUUGCAUUGAAGGCACAGACAGAAUAUUGGUUUACGAGUAUGUGAGCAACGGAAACUUGGAAAAUUGGCUUCACGGAGAAAAAAAACAACAUGGAUGUUUAACUUGGGAAGCAAGGAUGAAGAUUCUCAUCGGUACAUCAAGAGCUCUUGCAUUUAUACAUGAAGCAAACGAAUUUCACAGAGACAUCAAGCCAAGCAACAUACUGAUCAACGACGAAUUCGAAGCAAAAGUUUCGUAUUUAGGACUUGACACGUCAGAAAAACGAGCGAUGGGAACAUACGCGAUAAGAACAUACGCGAUGAGAACAUACGCAUACGCUGCUCCAGGAUUUUUAAGGACAGGGAUAUUCUAUGAAAAAGACGAUGUGUAUAGUUUCGGUGUUGUGCUCUUAGAAGCAAUCACAGGACGGCACCCUAUUGAUCACAGCCGUCCUGCUCGUGAGGUAAACCUAGUGGAGUGGUCGAAGAUGAUGGUUAGAAAAAGGCGAUCGAAAAAAGUACUUGAUCCAAAGAUAGAGGUUAGGCCGCCUGCGCGAGCACUGAAACGAGUUCUUUUGUUAGGUCUACGUUGUGUUGAUCCAGAUAUAGUCAAGCGGCCAAAAAUGAGUGAAGUUUUGUUUUAUAUGCUAGAGUCUGAGGAAUAUCCCACUCCCAUUCGAGGAGAAACAACAGGUUGUUGGAACUCGUUUUGCAUAAACCGGUGAUACACUAAUCAAUCUUUUGUUACAGCCAAGUUAACUGUCUUCUUGUAAUAUGUUUAGAUUUAAUUCCAAAUGCCAGUUCGCACUUUA
Molecule: messenger RNA, 4313 nt
Organism: Brassica napus (rape)
Lineage: Eukaryota; Viridiplantae; Streptophyta; Magnoliopsida; Brassicales; Brassicaceae
Product: protein DA1-related 4
Exons: 10
Coding region: 69-4226 (1385 amino acids)
Biological process (GO): protein phosphorylation; signal transduction
Molecular function (GO): ATP binding; ADP binding; protein kinase activity
Source: RefSeq, a predicted model, not a curated record